Messenger RNA from Ambispora leptoticha, 394 nucleotides. The record is from the annotation of a GenBank genome assembly. Lineage: Eukaryota; Fungi; Glomeromycota; Glomeromycetes; Archaeosporales; Ambisporaceae.
UGAAAUCUGGCUUAGUGCUCCAGCUACCGAAACAGAAACUGAGAAAAGACGUUAUGUGAAAGAACGUGGUUCUACUAUUAAUUUCCCAUUUCAACUGACCGCGAUGACCCGAAGAAGAGAACCUGGAAAGUUUAAAAGCCCGCCUGAUCCCCAGGUCCCAGAAGACAUCUUACAAGAAUAUUUUAUUAGCGAAUGCAAAACAUUCCGAGCAUUUGGGAAUUCACAACUUGAAGUUCAAGAUUCGUAUUCUACUCGAAAGCCCGACUUUGUAUUCAUUGCAAAAGGGGAUCCUCUAAAUACAUUACAUGUCAUCGACGUUGGCGAAAUAAGGAAACGGUCAGGGGUUGAUUUUGCAAAUGCCGAUGUAGGACACGCAGUGUCAUUUGGUGAAAAG